Messenger RNA from Periophthalmus magnuspinnatus, 3324 nucleotides. RefSeq names its product VPS9 domain containing 1 (gene vps9d1). The transcript is spliced from 17 exons. Gene Ontology annotation, biological process: vesicle-mediated transport. The record is from RefSeq and is a predicted model, not a curated record. Gene Ontology annotation, cellular component: endocytic vesicle; cytosol. Lineage: Eukaryota; Metazoa; Chordata; Actinopteri; Gobiiformes; Gobiidae. Gene Ontology annotation, molecular function: guanyl-nucleotide exchange factor activity; small GTPase binding. Bases 31 to 2061 code for a protein of 676 amino acids.
GUGAGAGUCACUGUGAAGUAAACAUUGGUGAUGGCGACAGCUCACAGCGGCGUAAAGCCGCUUCAAUAUGCCAUGAAAAUGGCCAAAUCUGCUAUUCAACUGGACGCGGGAAACAAACACCAGGAAGCCUACUGCGAAUAUCUUAGGAUUAUUCACUUUCUGUCUUAUGCACUGCUAGAGGAAGCCACAUCCCAAAGGGAUGAUGAUCAGAAGCAGGAAGUGGAGCGGAUGUUGAGGCUGGCUGAGCAGUGUCUAGAGAGAGCCAAGUCCUUUAUAGAGAAGAGCACAGCCCUCCCUGCCCAAACCCCCACCCACUCUGUUUCCUCUGUGGAUCAGUCAGAAAGCACACAGCCUUCCAUAACUCCUCUGACCAGUGCUGCUAACACAGUGUCUCCCUCCGAUACUUCUGCUGACAAAAGGCCCAAGUCCAGUAGCCCAACAAAGACACAUCGAAGGGUCUUGUCUGAUGGUGGGGGACUGCCCUCAUCCUUCAUGCCACCAGAGGUUUUCCAAAAACUGCAGACAAUGGAGUUAGAGGAUUCAAGCAAAAAGGAGCUGACACCCAUUGAAGAGGCAUCCCGUUUAAACCAGAAGCUAAAGGCUAAUUAUGAGGCCCGCCUGGCUCGACUCCCUCCUGGUCAGGCAUAUCAGAAGACUUCUUUGACGCUGUCUCUCCAAAGGCAGAUGAUGGAGAACCUCAUCAUUGCUAGAGCCAGACAGGACGCUCUUCAAAGAAAAAUGGAACAAAGGAGGCUACGGCUACAGGAAGAAGCCAACAGGAGAUUUGCAGCAUCUGGGGCCAUGACUGCAGAGGAACAGGAGCAGAGGAUUCUUUACACCAAUGUGCUGGAAUAUGAACAAGACCAUGAUUGGCCAAAACUGUUGAAAACCAAGAUUAAAAUGAAUCCUGACAAUAUUAAUGUAGUGAGUGAGCUAGUCUCCUACCUCCUCAGUCAGGCAGACCACCCUGUUGUAAAGCUGCUGAGGAAAUAUCAGUAUCGCAUCUACAAUAGUCUCUACCCUAUUGUCAGUAAAGGUCUGCUCCAGAGUCCUGGUGUGGAGCUCAGACCAUCACUCAGCUCCCAAAACCUCCUACAGCCAGAUACCCUGAGGAGGCCAGAGAGGAGAGUGAGCAGCAGCGUUUGUAGCCACAGUUUUAGCACCGAGACUUCACUGUCGCCUUCACAGUGUCAGGAACAACACCUCUCCUCGGACCAUGAGGAGGGCGAGACCACAGUAGACCGGGAGAACUCCUUUGAGGAUCUGGAGCAGUUCCUCUCCCAGAUAGACUGGGUGCCUCCUCAAGACGGUACAGAUCAAUGCAGUUUAAACCCAGAACUCCAGUCUGUUCAGUUAGACCCCAGUGAUGUACCCAUCCAGGAGAUGGAGAUGAGGGCUAUCAAAGAUCACCUCAAAGCCAUUGUUAAAGAUAUCCACAUAGCUAUUGAGCAGCUCCUGUCCUUGUGUCUGCUCUCCUUUGAGUGUUUAAACACAGCCACCUCCAAGGACCUCUGUCUGGCCAGCAUCGAGGAGGCCUUCUUCACUCCACUGUGGAGUGCCCUGAUGGCACUCUUCAGGAAGGUGAAUAGGGAGAGAGAGUUGGCGUUUGAAGCCAGUGUGAGGCUGUAUGGAGAUUCUUCACCUGGAGAUGUUGGGGUCCCAAUCAAACUAUUCCCUCCUAAUGUGAGCACCCUGCAAGACUCCUACCCAUAUGAGUCUGCAGUGCUGGAGCUCAGACUGCUCAUUAAAGACUGCUGCCCUCAGAGGAAACUCGACUGUAUUGUGAGAACAUUACGGGUCAUUUGUGCCUGUGCAGAAGAUUAUAGAUGUCUACAUGAAACUGAUUCAACUCCCAAAACUGCAGCCAUUGGUGCAGAUGACUUGUUGCCAAUCCUUUCUUAUGUGGCUCUGCGCUCCCAGUGUCCUCAGCUGGUUUCUGAAUGUGCUGCUCUUGAAGAGUUCAUUCAUGAAGGAUACCUGAUAGGAGAGGAGGGCUACUGUCUAACGUCCAUGCAGAGUGCCCUGUCUUAUGUGGAGUCACUACAUGCCGGAACACUCUAGCAGCCACCUCACUUAAACAGGCUGGUAGACUGAAGAAGCCCUCUGUAGAUGGCAAGGGGAGCCUACGUGAUGUGACGACACAAAAGCCUGAAUGUCUUCAGCACCAAACCUUAAGGAUGAGUUGCUGAAGAGUUGGUUUCAUUCAUUCAUUCAUUCAUUUCAUUUGCUUUUGUUCAUAAUUGUGUUACUUUGUUUUGCAACGGGACUAUUGUAGUAUGUGAAGACAUUUCUAGGUGGACAUGUAGGACACUAUGCACCAGGUGACCUUUGGUUUGAAACUCCACUCUCAACACACAGCAUGUUGUUAACUGAUGCUUUAGCACUUGUUUUUUGGACUUGUUAAGCAUUGAGCAAUGGGAUAUUUGUGUGUAGCUGUGUUGUAUACUGUUGCACGUUAUUUUACACUUUUAAUUUGUUUUGAAUCAUAUACAGUAUAUGGUUAUUUUUUUUCCUGCCAUUUCAAACUUUUUCACCCAAUGCCACAUGUAUGGGAAAAUAUUUAUGCCAAAAAUAUCAACUAUAUUUGCACAGACUUGCUUAUUGACAUUAUUUUUAUGUUCCUUGUAAGCUUGACAUUAACAUAGUUUUAACCACUAUAUGGAAGUAGCAGCUUCUUUAUUUAAUGUAUUUUUUUUAUAUUGGAUAUUUCCUACUAUUGUGAACAUAUUUUUCAUCACAGUGGUAAAAGUCCUUAUAUCAUAUAAAGGGAUUUUGGUUCAAUUAUGUGCAGUUUCUUGGUCAGGUUUAUUUUUCUCAUUCAGAGAAAUACAAAAAUAUAGUGAUUAAAUGCUCUUGUAUUUCUCUGAAUGAGAAAUCUUUGGAGUAGUAUGAAUGCAUGAGUACAUGAUGAGGGAUAUAUGCUUAUGACUUGAUUUAAUUUUAAGAAUUGUAGAAUUUUAAGAGCUUACUCUGGUUCAUAUAUAAAACUACUAUGCAUUUUUAAAUGUUCUUUUACACACUGGAAGAUGUGUCUUUACUCUAAAUAUUUUAUGUUCUUAUUGUUUGUCUAAAAGAUCUGGUUAGUACUACUUGUAUUAACAGCAACAUGCUGCAAACAGGACUCAAUGACAAUCUGUAAAAGAUUCUACAAAUGUGAUGUGUUCUAUUAAACUGUGAAUAUAUGGCAACUUUUAAAAAUGGAUUUGGGUAGGACUAGGGAGAGUUGUCAAUAAAAUGACUUCUAAUUUUGUGUCAAUUAUUUAUUCAUGCUGUUUUUGUAUUUAUUUCUGUUGAAGGCUCAAUUAAAUUUGUUAAUGUCUCAUC